AUGGACUCCAUGGUGGCCCGAGCAGUAGUUAUCUUCUGUCUAUGGUCAGUAGUACAGUCUAUGUACUAUCAUUCUUUUGAAAGAGAGGAGAAAUGUAUCAUAGAAGACAUCCCAACUGACAUGCUGGUCACAGGCCGAUACAAGGUACAGAAGUGGGACAUGGCUCAACAUGAUUUCCUCCCCUCAGCUCCUGGCCUGGGAAUGGUUGUCACCGUCAAAGAUCCAAAUGACGAGAUAUUACUGUCUAAAUUGUAUGGACCGGAUGGAAAAUUUACCUUCACCACACAUUCUUCUGGGCUCCAUUUUAUCUGUAUGCAGUCAAACUCUACAAAUCUAAUAGCAUUUGCUACAAGCAGACUGAGGAUACACAUGGACGUUCAAGUUGGGGAGCAUCCUUUGGAUUAUGCAAAAGUAGAUCCAAAGGACAAAGUGAAGGAAGUGUCAUAUGGUCUUGAACAUCUUCAAGGAGAAACUAAUCAUAUCAUCAAAGAGCAAGAAUAUCAAAGGGAACGUGAGGAAUACUACAGACAGAAGAGUGAAGACAUGAACAGCAAUGUCUUGUGGUGGGCGAUCGCACAAACCUUUAUCCUCAUGACUGUGGGCAUCUGGCAAAUCAAACAUCUCAAAGAUUUCCUUAUAGCCAAGAAAGUUGUGUAA
Molecule: messenger RNA, 657 nt
Organism: Bufo bufo (common toad)
Lineage: Eukaryota; Metazoa; Chordata; Amphibia; Anura; Bufonidae
Product: transmembrane emp24 domain-containing protein 11-like
Exons: 5
Coding region: 1-657 (218 amino acids)
Biological process (GO): endoplasmic reticulum to Golgi vesicle-mediated transport; Golgi organization; intracellular protein transport
Cellular component (GO): Golgi apparatus; endoplasmic reticulum; endoplasmic reticulum-Golgi intermediate compartment
Source: RefSeq, a predicted model, not a curated record